AUGCUGCAGUUUCUCGCCAACUCGGACAGUAAUCUCUUCGUAGGGGCUGGCGUGGCCUUGGCAGCAGUACUGGCCAUCAAGUACGUGAACGUGCGAGCUGAAGCAGCUCAGCAGCGUGCGUACGAGGCAGCCAAAGCUCGGCAAGAAGUGCUCAAGGCGGAGCGGGAGAAACCCAUCAAGCGUCGGUUCUUCUCACCGGAAGAGCUAUUGCCCUAUAAUGGCGAGAACGACCAGCCCAUUUACAUUGCAGUGCUGGGCGAAGUGUACGACGUGAGUCGCAAGCGAGACUUUUACGGUCCGGGCGAGGGGUACCACCUCUUUGCGGGUCGAGACGCCUCUCGGGCGCUCGCGAAGAUGUCGUUCGAGGAGGAAGAUCUGGACAGUGCCGACCUCUCGGACUUGAGCUUCAUGGACAAGGAGACGCUCAAGGAUUGGGUUACCAAGUUCUCUGUGUACAAUGGGUACCCGAACGUAGGGCGCGUGCUGCGACGGCGUGACUUGACGCUUGAGGAGCUCAAGCAGUUUAACGGCGUGGACGAUCCACGGAAGACUGUCUACGUGGCUCUGAAUGGCAAUAUCUAUGACGUGACGCUGGACGGAAUGGACCAUUACGGACCAGAAGGAGGCUACAAGCAGUUUGCAGGGCGAGACUGCUCGCGCUCCCUCGCCUGCAUGUCCUUCCUGGACGAGUAUCUGGACGACCCGACGCUGGAUGGGAUCACUGAGCAGCAACGAGAGACGCUGAUCAAGUGGGAGGACAAGUUCAAGGAGAAGUACCCCGUCGUGGGCAAGAUCAUCACGUAG
This is a messenger RNA of Peronospora matthiolae, 804 nucleotides long. NCBI's taxonomy places the organism in Eukaryota, Oomycota, Peronosporomycetes, Peronosporales, Peronosporaceae. The record is from the annotation of a GenBank genome assembly.